Molecule: messenger RNA, 5222 nt
Organism: Tachysurus fulvidraco (yellow catfish)
Lineage: Eukaryota; Metazoa; Chordata; Actinopteri; Siluriformes; Bagridae
Gene: gnptab
Product: N-acetylglucosamine-1-phosphate transferase subunits alpha and beta
Exons: 21
Coding region: 148-3783 (1211 amino acids)
Biological process (GO): carbohydrate phosphorylation; N-glycan processing to lysosome
Cellular component (GO): Golgi apparatus
Molecular function (GO): UDP-N-acetylglucosamine-lysosomal-enzyme N-acetylglucosaminephosphotransferase activity; calcium ion binding
Source: RefSeq, a predicted model, not a curated record
CCAACACGGAAGUGUGUGUAAUGUGGUGUUCGGUCACAGGCGGUCAGGUGACGGCGUGGAUCACAACUUUUAUCUGGAUGACAGCAGCGGCAGAGCGCUGGUCUUAGCGGCGAGCAGAAGGAGACAUGCGGACUGAUCAGUGUUGUCAUGGCCAUCAUCGGUUCGUUACUGAAGCUGCUGCAGAGACAAACAUACACAUGUCUGUCUCACCGCUACGGGCUGUACCUGUGCUUCGGGGGGCUUGUGAUCAUGAUCGUGUCCGCCUUCCAGUUCGGAGAGGUGGUUCUGGAGUGGAGUCGGGAUCAGUACCAUGUCCUGUUUGACUCCUACAGAGACAAUGUGGCUGGUAAAUCCUUCCAGACAAGGCUGUGUUUGCCCAUGCCUAUAGACGUGGUGUACACCUGGGUGAACGGUACUGAUGCUGAUCUACUGAAGGAGCUUCACACAGUGAAACAGCAGCUGGAAGAGGAGCAGAGAAAAAUAAGAGAGAAGCUGGGGCGGAAUGGCAGCGACGCUACUGAGGCGCCCAAAGGAAGGCCUGAGUGCCUGCUUUCACACUGCAUUGUGGGUCCGGCUAUAGUGUUGGACCCGGCGUUGCCGUCUAACGUCACCCUGAAGGAGCUGUUGUCUAAAUCGGGCCCUCUGUCCUCCACCAAGCAGCUCCUGAACAUCGCCAAACCUCUGCAGCCUUCCAGCAGCGUGUCUGUGCUUCUCUUCCACUCCCAGAGUGACGUGGAAAAAGCUCAGUCGGACGUGCUGAAGGAUUUCCCGGAACACUCCGUCUCCAGAGUUUAUCUGACGACAGAUCAAGAGGCUCCGGGUCUGGUGAGGAUUCAGACGCUGGCCUUCCUUAGUGGCUUCCCGUCCUCCUUCAAAGACCUCGAGCAGCUGAGGGUCAAACUGCCGUCUGCGUUGAUGAACAAAAUCAAGCAGAUUCAGCUCUACUCUGAGGCCAGCAUUGCUCUUCUGCACCUCAACACAGCUCAGGACUUCACAGACCUCCAGCAACAGGCCAAGAAGAACCUGACUGUAGACAGCAAGCAGCUCACCAUCAGUUCAGCAUUCCUGUUCUGGGACAUCAGUGCUGUCUCACAGUCGAAGCAGGAUGAGGACGUGUCCGCCAGUCGCUUUGAGGACAAUGAGGAGCUGCGGUAUUCGCUGCGCUCGGUAGAGAGACACGCCCCUUGGGUUCGACAUAUCUUUAUUGUGACCAAUGGACAGAUCCCUUCCUGGCUGAACCUAGACAACCCCCGGGUUACCGUGGUUACUCACGAGGAGCUUUUCCAGAACCAGUCCCAUUUGCCAACAUUUAGCUCUCCAGCCAUUGAAACACACAUCCAUCGUAUUCCAGGCCUCUCGCAGAAAUUUAUCUACCUCAAUGAUGAUGUGCUUUUUGGCAAGGAUGUGUGGCCAGAUGACUUCUACAGUCAUUCAAAGGGCCAGAAGGUGUACCUGACCUGGCCUGUACCUAACUGUGCAGAGGGCUGCCCAGGCUCCUGGAUCAAAGAUGGCUAUUGCGACAAGGCCUGCAAUAACUCCGCCUGUGACUGGGAUGGUGGAGAUUGUCUACAUGGAGCAGGCAGCAGUCGGUUGGGAGGCCCUGGCGGAGCGGUGGGAGGAGCUGGUCAGCCGUGGCAGUUUGCUGGUGGUUUAGGAGGCCUGGGGGGAGUGUCUUUUUGUAACCAAGGCUGUGCCAACUCCUGGUUGGCCGAUAAGUUCUGUGACCAGGCGUGCAACGUGCUGCCAUGUGGCUUUGACGUGGGAGACUGUGGAACGAAUCACUUCAGUCAGCUGCAUCGUGUUGAUCUGCAGAGAAACCAGACUCUGUACACGUUGCCUCAAGGCGAGCUGCGUCCAUAUUUCAGCUUUUCGUCAGUGGCCAAUCGCGUUUCCGAGGCACAGGUCAGCGACAACCCUGUUGUGCGCCACACAUCCGUCGCCAACAAGUGGAAAACCAUUCACCUGCUUCUGCUAGAGGGCUACAACUCCACCCAAAUCCACUACAACCUCACUUUUCACGUUGAUCGAGCUCAGUUCACCAUGAGCUUCACUGUAGCAGUGGACACACGCAAGCUUCCUAAACUGAAUACAUCCGAUCCGGUGCAGGAGACAAACGUAAUAAAACCCAAGCCCACCAGGUCAAACCUCGAACCUGCGUUCGUCUUCUCAGACAUCCCAGCUGACAAACAGGGGCCCAGAGUGCAAAAAAGGCCCCCUGUAGACUUGGAGGUGGUUAUAGAGGUGCCUGCAGUAAACAUGUCUCUCUUACCUGCUGAACUGAAGUACGAGUUGAAGAAGAUGGAUGAGAAGCUUCUACUAGGUGACAUCACUGAGAAAGGCUACAAUCUGACCAAAGCCAAAUUACUGAAGUCUUUCCAGGGAAUUGGGGCUUCUGAGAUUCAGGGAAAUAAUGCAGCAAUUAAAGAACAGGAAGCAGCAGUGAAAUCAGAUCCAAAUGACAAGAAUAAAAAUAAACAAGAAACCAGAGUUUCUCUCAUCCCAGUUAAGAUCGACAGCAAGCCUCUCAAAGAGCAGCCCGGAGCCACGGGCACGGAGAAAACUCCAACCUCCAGACUGCUCGGAUCACUCGUAGGGAACAAGGCCAAGCAGCAGAUUCACCACGGAGAUGACGAAGAUGAUGUUCGACCACACGUGGGCCGUAAGCUCCAACACUUCUCAGCGGUGGAGUGGAGCUUCCUGCCAUGGGAAAAGAGCAGAUAUUUUGAGGACCUUCUCAAGGAAGGCGAGCGGCUGGAGCGAGAACUGCGGUAUAAAACCACCGGCUCGGCAACCGGGCGGAGAUUACAGGACACGUUUGCCGACUCUCUUCGCCACGUUAACAAGCUUCUGAACGGCAGAUUCGGCUUCACGUCUCGUAAAGUCCCUGCACACAUGCCGCACAUGAUCGACCGCCUCAUAAUGCAGGAGCUGCAGGACACCUUCCCCGAAGAGUUCGACAAGACUUCCGAGCAUCGUGUGCGACACUCGGAGGACAUGCAGUUCGCCUUCUCGUAUUUCUAUUUUCUGAUGAGUGCCGUGCAGCAGCUCAACGUGUCGCAGGUCUUCGAUGAGAUUGACACGGAUCACUCGGGGGUGCUGUCUGACCGAGAAAUCCGCACACUCGCCACUCGCAUCCACGAGCUCCCGCUCAGCCUGCAGGACCUCACCGGUUUGGAGCAGAUGUUGAUAAACUGCUCAAAGACUCUGCCUAAUAACGAGAGCCAGCUCCACACUGUUAGCCCCACCCAGGAGGCCUACUACGACCCCAGCAUGCCUCCAGUUACUAAAGGUCUGGUGAUUCACUGCAAGCUUGUUGCAGAGAAGAUUCAGAAAGCCUUUAAGGACCAGAACAAGUAUAAGUUCGAGAUCAUGGGUGAGGAGGAGAUUGCUUUUAAAAUGGUACGAACCAACGUGUCACACGUGGUAGGCCAACUGGAUGACAUCAGGAAAAACCCAAGGAAGUUCAUCUGCUUGAACGACAACAUAGACCACGGCCAUAAAGAUGCCAGCACAGUGAAAGCCGUACUGAGGGAUUUCUACGAGUCCAUGUUCCCGCUGCCUUCGCAGUUUGAGCUGCCACGCGAGUACCGUAACCGCUUCCUCCACAUGGCAGAGCUGCAGGAGUGGCGAAUCUAUCGCAACAAGUUGAAGUUCUGGACUCACUGCGUACUGGUCACACUGGUCGUUUUCACCGUCCUGUCCUUCUUUGCAGAGCAGCUGAUCGUGUUGAAGCGGUGGCUCUUCCCCAGACGCCGAGUUAGCAGGGAGACCGAGCGUGUGUGAUGCCGAGAGGGUGAACAUGUUCUCGUUUCCUUUCUGUGAGAGAGUGAAGUCCUGUAGGGUUGUGGACAAAAAACCGGGCUGGAUUCCUCUGUUCUUUUCCCACUGGAGGAAGAAAUCUCUUGCCAAAGUUUAUUAGGAGGAACUGAAUAACUGACUGAGUCAGAAGAUUCCAGGUGAAGGUGGGAAACCAGAUGCGACGAGUGUGUAUGUGUGUGUGUAAGACCUCAAACACUCCGUUUUGUGCGAAUACUGUCUCGAACUCAGUGUAAGAUUUUUAAUCACAUGCUGCAUUUAUUUUUUUUUAGAUGAUUGUAAUUGUAUUGAACAUCUGACAUUCUUCAACUCAUCAUCAUGCAUAGCAGUGCCUUUUAUCUUCCCUCCUGCUGUAAGUGAGAGAUGUAUUUGAGAGAUCAUCUCUAAUCGUUGUUUUUGCGUCAUCAGUUUUUUCUUUUUUUAAUUGCUCUGAUUUGGGUUCAUCUGAGUAUUUCAGUCUUCUGCAUUCCUCUCGGACCCUCCGUGUGUUCAGAGUGCUGGGAUGCGUUUGCACGUCCCACCGAACGCUCAUUUCCGCUCUGAUUUUAACCGUGUGGCGUCUGUGUGAGACGUCGUCUCUGAAGGCGAGAAGCUUCCUACUGUCCAAAAAAACUCAUCACCUGCAGAACGUGUGGGACGUCAUUAAAACGUCAAUAAUUCCGAUCAUUAGCCUCUUAUGUUUUUUUUUUUUUUAAAUAUUAUUUUUCAAAAAGUUAGUGUUAAACGGUUGACAGGUGAAUCGAGCUAUUUGUCCUUGUGUUCAGUUAUAAAAUGGAUUUGAAUACUAAGUGCGACGAAUACACAGAAUCUACAUCCAGCAUCAACAUGUCUUCGACUCAUGGGUGGGGGGUGUUGUGGGGUGGGGGGUUUCAGGUUACGAGGUCACGUUCUUGAAUUUGUAUUAAUUUUGUUUAAUUGUUGCAGGGAAAUUUAAACGUUUUGAUUGGUAUUUAAAGGACAGUGUUAAACUUUUGAAAAAACACAGAACUAAAUAAAGUGUUCACUUGUGUGUGUGUAUAUAAAAGUAUAAAAUGUAUUAAAGCACCUAUUUGUUCGGCAAAUGUAAAUGCAGACUGCAAAAAUCCCAGAUUAAAAUAAAUUCCUUGCAUUCAUUAAUAAAAUGACACUGUAUUUAAAACCUAUGUGCAACAAGUACAGAGGAUCUACAGUACAACCACCACCGCUAUCAUCAUCAUCAUCAUCAUCAUCGCCAACACUUGAAUUGAUGCAUGGACUCUGUAUCUGAAUUAGAAAAUUGAUAUGUUUGGAAAAAUUUCAGGCCUUAAAGUAAAUUUUUUGUUGUUCGUUUUCAAAGUAAAUUUUUGGGGACAAAAUGAAACUUGUGAAAUGAAACAAAUAGCUAUUUUUAAGCUUUAAAUAAAUGUAUGAAGUUGUAAAAAUCAAAA